CGGUUAAAAAAAAAUAACAAUAAUAUGAAAGAUGGUGAAGCAACAACACUAUCCGAAAUAUAUUGUUUUUUUUCUGUGUCAUUUCUAAUGACACGCAACAAGAAGUUGUCCUUAGGGGAAUACUGGAGUAGAGACAAACUCCUGCGUAGUGAUAUUUUUGGAGAGAUUAUGCCUAGAGAUCGCUAUUUUAAAUUGUUAUCUAUGCUACAUUUCAACCAAAAUAUCACAUCUACCAAUGAUAAAUUAUAUAAAAUAAGGAACGUGAUUGAUAUGCUCCGAAAAAAUUUCAGUAAAUCAUUUUAUCCGUACCAAAAAUUAUGCAUCGAUGAAAGUUUACUUCUAUAUAAAGGGCGGCUUUCAUUCAAACAAUACAUUCCUUCAAAAAGAAGUAGAUUUGGGAUAAAAUCAUUUAUUCUUUGUGAUUGUCGAACUGGUUAUAUACAGGAUCUUAUUGUUUAUGCCGGAUCAUCGACUAUGAUCAACAGCCAAAAUAAGAAAAUCGGAAAAUCGGGAGCGAUAGUAGAAGCACUAAUGGCGCCCUAUCUUGGAAAAGGACAUACAGUUUUCCUAGAUAAUUGGUAUUCAAGUCCAGCCUUGUUUAAUUUCUUACAUAAUAAUCAUACAAAUGCGUGCGGGACCGUAGCAAAAAGGCGACAAGGAAUGCCAAAGAUUACUGAUACACUGAGAAAAGGAGAGGCAUCUUCCCGUUCAACUGAAAAUUUAUUAGUUAUAAAAUGGAUGGAUAAAAAAGAAGUUCGACAAAGCAGACAUGGUGCUAAGCACUAUAAAUUCGACACGGAAAUCUCUAAAAUGGUACCGUAA
Messenger RNA from Ceratina calcarata, 822 nucleotides. Its product is annotated as piggyBac transposable element-derived protein 4-like. Lineage: Eukaryota; Metazoa; Arthropoda; Insecta; Hymenoptera; Apidae. The record is from RefSeq and is a predicted model, not a curated record. The transcript is spliced from 2 exons. The annotation marks the transcript as partial.